AUGAUGCUCUCCGUCAUUUUCCAGGUGACCUGCAGCCUGACUGCCUGGCUCUCCCUCUACGCCUGUUUCUGCUAUUGGAAUAAGCACCGUACUUACGAGUGGAGUUGCCGGUUGGUCACUCUGAUGCAUGGGGUCGUUGUCACCUGCCUCUCUGGCUACGUUGCUUUUAUCGAUGGCCCCUGGCCUCUAACUCACGCAGGGACGCCAAACACGCCUCUCCAGGUCCGUGUGCUGUGCCUUACCUUGGGUUACUUUAUCUUUGACCUCAGCUGGUGCAUGUACUUCAAGACAGAAGGAGAUCUCAUGCUGUCUCAUCACGCGCUGAGUAUUUGUGGCAUGGUGCUCGUGCUGGGGCUCGGCAAGUCAGCCACCGAAAUCAAUGCCAUUGUCUUCGUCAGCGAGAUCACCAACCCGCUGCUGCAGGCCCGCUGGUUCCUGCGGGAAACCGGGCACUACUGCAGCUUCAUUGGGGAAGUGGUGGAUGUCUCCUUUGUGGCUCUCUUUAUGGUGCUGCGGAUUGGGGUGGGAGGCCAAAUCAUGUAUUCUGUGAUUGUCUCCUCCAGACCCAUAUGGCUACUCAAGGCUGGAGGCCUGGCUAUGUACAUAGUGUCCCUGGGGUUCAUGAUCGAAAUCUGCAGCUUCGCUAGGAGGAAAGUGUUGAAAAAGUACCAUACCUGGAGGAGUGUGAGCGGCGGGGACAUGCCCCUGAAAACAAAUGGGCAUCUGACACCUCAUUAACCUUGAGCUGAAUGGACUAAUGUGUCUAACCUGGCAAUAAGGGACUGGGAAUCCUGCCCUGGGCAGUCGAGUUCUGAGAGCGAGAACUGUUCAACACCAGCAAUAAUGUGAAAUGGACCGUUUAGUAUUGGCUGUCACGAGCUGGAUGAGCCGGAAUCAGAUGAUGCUGCAUGUGUCUAGCAAAUGCUGAUGGGGAAAGGGAAUCCUACAGAAGGGUGUGACGGUACUAACUUCUCCAGCACUGAUGUGGUCUCAAAAGGGAGGCUAGAUACCACUCGAGCUGUUCAGUCUGCUCCAGGCAAACUGCACAGUCCAGGCACACUUUGUAACUCCAACUUCCUUCUCAGAGGCAGUAGGUCUGUGGGGAGUCUUUCCCAAGCUACACAAUAACAUAAUGCACACUUGGACGAGAGGCACUGCACGAAUGCCAAGUAUUUAUUGUGGUUGAGCCUGGUAUCUUUAGAAGCAAAGUUGUUUUUUGAAGGGAUGGGACUGUAGUUGGGCUAAUAACUGAGGCAAUGUCUUUGCAUGGUUGCUUUUCAUGAAAUGCCUCUUCCCCCUUCAUCUUGCUUCUGCUAUUGGUAUUUAUACUCUCACACAACCCAAUUCUGGUCUUAUUUGUAGCAAUGUAACUUCAGUGGAGUUACUCUGCCGUUGCACUAGCAAAAGUAGGAUCAGAAUUGGGCCCAUCUGCUCAGUACACUUCUUUAUAGAGAGGUGUUCCUAUGGAAUGGUUCUCGUUGGCCGUCUCGGCAAUGCAAGACAAUGGAUUGAAGGGGCUAUGGAGAUUGAAACCCACCCCUCACCCUGCUGCUAAAGGGAUCCUUUCAGGGGAAGGAUAAUAGAGGAGAAUCUUGUCCUGAUGCCAUACUUGCUCUGCACAUGAACCAUCUCCAGAGGUGUGAAGCCAGAAUCUUUCAUUAGUGCUAAAGUCACAUGAAAACCAGACACUGUUUUGCAGGUGUGACAGUUAAAUGUCUGUGUGCAAGUGUGUAGGCUUCAAUGCAGUGCCCCUUCCCGGGCCCUGCCCUGGAUCUGUCGCAGUGGGCUCCAGUAUGUUUUAAUCUCCCUGCACUUGAUUUCCCUCUGGCUUUACUGUGUGGAUUGCACUAUGCCGGAGACAGCAGCUCCCUUUUCAGCUCUGCUGUAAAACCUCUCCUGACGAAUGGCCAGGUGUUGGCCUCAGGCUACCUAGAUUGAUUUCCCUGCCCCCUCUGAAAUUUCAUCAGGCUGGGGAGGGUGAGUUUCCCCCUGCUCUAUCAAAGCCAUCGUGUCACUGCUGCUGGGGGAGUUUGAAGGCAGGAUGAAAUACUAUAGUGGGGAAUACAGCUCCUGUGGUGAUCAAGGGUCUUCUACCCCUCACCCCCUUAUUGGGAGCCUAUUGUGGCUGCCCCACUUUGCGCUGUUAUCUGCCUUGGGGUUGAGGGUGGGGGAAGUGGUGCACUCAGGGAUGGGGAAUGCACAUGUGUGAGAGGUGGGGCAGUGAAGGAGAGUAAGGGGGGGAGACUCUCGUGGGGGCAGGAAGGAAACCUGCAGUUGCAAGGAGAGAUGAAAAACAAAGGGGAAUUGGAAGGAAAAGCAAUGGAAGGUGCAGCCUCAAAGGUGGUUAAAUUUAUUCUGACUGCGUUAUGGCUGGAAAUACAAAUGGAAUCUUCAAGGAAAUACACAUGCAAGUCAGCCGGAGUCCUUGGCUAUGCUAAGGCUGUGUGACAGACUAGCAUGAGGCAUGAACUCCUUGCCUGAGUUUGAUUAUUAAUGCUUCAGGCUGAUAAGAUUUGUAAUAAAGUGACCGUCUUUUGUAGCAUAAAUUUGCUGUGCACAGUCUCUCUUUAAACACGGGAUGGGAUGGUAGGACCCAGUACUGCUGUGACUCAAGUUGUGGCUUGCUUGCUGACCUCUUUCCUAAGGCAAAUGCAUUGCCUUGACCUUCUAGCUGCUGUACUCCAGAACCUCUUUGGGUCCAGGUCUGUAGGGUAUGGCUUAAUGGCCAAAGCAUCUCUGUGACAGAGGACUAGGAGCCAAGUGCUAGCACUCUGACCACUAUGGUAUUUGCUAUUUCCCUCCCCUCCCCUGGGUGUGGACUUGAUUGGAAGAUGGGUGCUCAAUGGCUUAAUUAGGCAGGAGGCUGAUGAGCUAAUCAGAACCAUCAACUGGGAAGAGCUAAAGGAGAAGAAGGAAGAGGAAAAGUUUGGCAGGUCCAAGGGAUACAGGAUCUCAAGCAAGGAGACCUUUGUGUCUCACGCUCCGGAGAAUGGGCUAAAGUGUCUACUUGUAUGUUGCUGUAGUGAUGAACGGGUGGAGGGGAUGAAACAGGUGGUUAUAAAACUAGGAAGCAUCCAGCCUGUUUUUAGUCACCCAAAGGACAGAGGAGAUAGGCCUCUUACCAUCAGCUUUGGGACACCUAGACUAGUUCCUCAGCAGGGCCAAUAUGGUUCUUAGAGCAAGCACUAUGCAGUGUGUGUAUAGGUUUUGGGGGGAGUCUUAGAUGAGACCUUUAAACUGAGGUUCUUACUGGGAGGAAAGGUCAUAUGGCUCUUUGCCUAAAGCAGAGGUCUUCUAAAAUUCCCUUCUUGUUCUGAGUGUGCCCUGUGGUCCACUGCUGACUUCCAACCUAGAGGUGGCUGUUUUUUAGGAAAACAUGGUAAAAUGCUUUGGAAGGGACACUCAAUUAACAUUAAAAAGAGGGACUAUGUGAGAGGCCUUUGUGUCCCAAUGUCCUCGUGCUAGCAGCCCUUUAUAGUUCUCCAUAUUCUCUUGCAGGUGUAAGAAGAUGGUGAAGUCUCGUAAUACACCAUCCCCUUCCCAAACUAGCAACUGCUGAUGGAUCUGAUAGUUUUGAAAUCACUAUUAAAUCUGCUAUUGUUUUGAGUGAUUUGAUCCUUAAUAAAAACAAGCUGGUCCCCAGAACAAUGGGAUACGUGGCAGAUAAAACUACAGGCUUUUUUUCAAAAGGAAGUGCCCAGAAAUCUUCAACUAACUCGGCUUGUAAUUUGAGGGGGGCCAACCCAUAAACAUUUCGCACUGUUUGACAAGAAGUAUCUUUGAGAUUUAUAAGUCCUGCAGGCUAACAAAUCCAGUGUUCUAUUACUGUGCAUGUUGCAACCCUCAUGCUAACUGGUAUUAUGAAAAAAGUUUAAAAUGUAGGUUGAAGGACAGUCUCCUGAUGAAAUGACUGUCCUGGGACUCUAGAGAUCUGGGUUCAAUUCCUGGCUCUGCCACACACUUCCCAUGGGACACUGGGCAAGUCACUUGUUCUCUGUGCCUGAGUUUCCCCAUCUAUAAAAUGAGUAUAAUUAGGCUUGGAAGAACUAGAUUUUUAUUGGUAAAUUUCAAUUUCACUGACUACACCAAAGCUGACAUUUCCAUCCAUAAAAAGCAACAGAGGGUCCUGUGGCACCUUUGAGACUAACAGAGAUUAACACGGCUACCCCUCUGAUACUUGAUUUCCACCCAUAACAAUCAAUUUAUAGAUAGGCAAAGAGAAAUGCUGCUUGAGAACUUUUCAGAGCUUAAUUUAAGGAUGUUGACUUUGUAUGUUUUGAUGUGAGAUUGACCAUUUGUGUUUUACCUGUUAUAAAGCGUUCACUUGUUGAAUCUCAUCAUCUAUUAAAAUAUUCCUCCUAAUUUCCUGCAACUGUGAAAAUUUGAUAAACAUAAAAAACUUAAUCAUAACUUUGUACAACUGUGAAAAUGUAAAUUCAUGCUUAAAAAUAAACAUCUGUUGAAAUUAUUUUUAAAAAAUCAAAAA
This is a messenger RNA of Malaclemys terrapin pileata, 4486 nucleotides long. Its product is annotated as TLC domain-containing protein 5-like. Gene Ontology annotation, cellular component: membrane. The coding region runs from base 1 to 738 and encodes 245 amino acids. The transcript is spliced from 2 exons. NCBI's taxonomy places the organism in Eukaryota, Metazoa, Chordata, Testudines, Emydidae. The record is from RefSeq and is a predicted model, not a curated record.